Molecule: messenger RNA, 4120 nt
Organism: Triplophysa dalaica
Lineage: Eukaryota; Metazoa; Chordata; Actinopteri; Cypriniformes; Nemacheilidae
Gene: epb41l5
Product: erythrocyte membrane protein band 4.1 like 5
Exons: 26
Coding region: 207-2519 (770 amino acids)
Cellular component (GO): cytoskeleton
Molecular function (GO): cytoskeletal protein binding
Source: RefSeq, a predicted model, not a curated record
UCGCCACCCCUCAAUCUUACGGAGCAGGGAGAAUAUCAGAAACACUUAUCUACAAGAAAAUAAUACGGUGCCAAAUGCAGACUGCGGCUUAGAAAAUGGAUAAUUCAAGGCACAAAGUUGUUUUCUGAUAAAAGGCGAUGCUAAAGGACUCUUUCAUUAGCGGAAUAUUGAUAAAUCUGCAGCUGGAAUAACAAAUCUUCCUGAUCAUGCUCAGCUUUCUGCGCCGGACCCUGGGCCGUCGGUCCAUCCGCAAACACGCAGAGAAAACUCGACUCCGGGAAGCCCAGCGAGCUACAACACACAUCCCUGCUGCUGGAGAUGCCAAGUCUAUCGUCACUUGCCGAGUGUCUUUGUUAGAUGGCACAGAUGUCAGUGUUGACUUGCCGAAAAAAGCCAAAGGGGCAGAACUGUUUGAGCAGAUCAUGUAUCAUCUGGAUGUUGUAGAAAAGGAUUACUUUGGCCUACGUUUCAUGGAUUCAGCCCAAGUCCCGCAUUGGCUUGAUGUCACCAAAAGCAUCAAGAAACAAGUCAAAAUUGGACCACCUUAUUGCCUUCAUAUGAGAGUAAAGUUCUAUUCCUCUGAACCCAAUAAUCUGCACGAGGAGUUAACAAGAUACCUCUUUGUACUACAGUUAAAGCAGGACAUCCUCAGUGGCAAGUUAGAGUGCCCAUUCGACACAGCAGUGGAGCUGGCUGCAUACUCGAUGCAGGCUGAACUUGGUGAUUAUGACGCUGCCGAGCAUAUAUUUGACCUUGUGUCGGAAUUCCGUUUCAUGCCUAACCAGACGGAAGACAUGGAAGUAGCUAUCUUUAAUGCUUGGAAGGAGUGCAGAGGCCAGACACCGGCACAAGCUGAGAUAAACUACCUAAACAAGGCCAAAUGGCUGGAGAUGUAUGGGGUGGACAUGCAUAUGGUCAAGGCACGAGACGGGAAUGAAUACAGCCUGGGUCUGACCCCCACUGGAGUGCUCGUGUUUGAAGGGGAAACUAAAAUUGGUCUGUUUUUCUGGCCCAAGAUCACACGACUGGACUUUAGGAAGAGCAAACUCACCCUGGUGGUAGUGGAGGAUGAUGAACAGGUAGUGCAGGAGACUGAAGAGGGGAAAGAGCAGGAGCACACAUUUGUGUUCCGUAUGGACCAUCCGAAGGCUUGCAAGCAUUUGUGGAAGUGUGCUGUAGAGCACCAUGCUUUCUUCCGCCUGAGAGGCCCAGUCCAGAACAGUUCGGCUCGCUCUGGGUUUAUCCGAAUGGGCUCUCGUUUCAGAUACAGCGGGAAGACAGAAUAUCAGACCACUAAGGCCAACAAAGCCAGAAGAUCUGCCUCGUUUGAAAGAAGACCAAGCCGACGUUACUCUAGGAGAACCAUGCAGAACAGAGGCCCCAUCAAGCCUUCAGACAGCCACAGUAAUGGAAUGAGCCCAGGCUUAGAAACAAAGCCUGCUCACACACGGCCUCCCUGGUCUGGUAUGCCUGUGGUCAGCAGCCCACCCUCGGUUUCAAGCCCUGUGGAAAUCGAAACCCUCCCCAGGAGUCCCGGUGGCAGCCAAUCGGACAAGAGGAGUGUGCCCUUGGUGACUGACCUACUUGAGACGUGUGUAGAUGAGGUUCUACGGGUCUCUGUUACCAUGGUGACGCCAGAAGAGGUGGGAGCCAUUGGAACUCAUACCAGCACAGUCGCUGAGGAAACACUCUCUCUGACUGAUGCUGCAGCUCGACUCAAGCAACUGGAGUUUGAAAGCACUCCAGUGCCUGCUCCAUCCAGAUCCAACAUCAACCUCAACAUGAACAACCAAGAGGAAGUGAUGAAGCUUACAGAGAAAAAUUUGAAUAGUGUGGGCAGCAGUCCUGUUCUGAACCAGCUCAAAGCUCCCGAUGAUCUUAAAAGCAACAUACUGAAGGCUCAGGUAGAGGCAGCGCUCAAGGAUACUAAAGAUGACCUUGGAUUAACUACAGAGAAGAACUGUAAUCUGCAGGAGGCAACAGCCAGAAUGACGGGCCAAGAUGCGAGAAUGGGAAGCACCAGCUCUCUGCCAGUGACCGGGCAUGCGGAACGGCAGGAGACCUGGGACUUGCUUACACAGUCUGGCUUGCCUUGCCCUUCCAGCAGCCUUGAAGCAAAAGCAGACAACUUCAUUUCUUCUGUGCCCCCUUUGUCCUCCGAUCCAGUGACUGAAGCCCAGUCAUCCAAGGUUAAAGUUCAGGAUCCUGAGCUGCAGACAGACCCCCAGGCUGAAAACCUAAUAGACUUCACAGACCCCAUCCCUGUAGUACUACCCCCGAAACCUACAAUCACACCUCGAUGGAUCAUUCCAGUAUCAGUACCUACACUGUCUGGCACCUUUACUAAUGGCCUCCUUGACUGUACAGAAAAGAUGUCAUCUCAGCAUUCCGAAAAGUCUGCUAUUUCCCCACCUCCCAAUCCCUCUCUCACUCACAAUGUGAUUGCCACCAGUAUUAUGACCGUCUCGAGCAAGGACAACAACCACAAGCCCAAGGGUCUGCUGACCACUGAACUCUGAAUGCAGCACCUGUCACUGGACCGUCAGUGCUUUUCACUUAAUAGUACAUUCCAGUUAGAUACUUUCCAGCACCCUUAUAGUGCAGGCACAGACAACUGGACUCGAGGAUACAGCAACUUUAUAUUCAACAACACUGGCUUUUGAACAGAUGGUGUCUGCAUGUCCUGACCCCUACACUGAUUAGAAUAGAAUACAGUGAGUUGUGUACAAAGGGCUAAUAGGAGGCAGUGUUUGGGAUCACCGUUCCUUUUAUUACUUUUUACCGCUAACUUCCAAGUAGCACCAGGAUUUGGAUCUCUGCAAGAUGUGAAGCUCUUAAAUCAGACGACCACAGUCCUGUUCUGAUCGAAGGUUUAUGAUGACAUGGUGUUGCUCCACCACCUGCUGACCACGUUCUGUCAAGGUGAUCUCUGAUGUAGUCCGUCACACAGAACUUUUCUUUUUAUCUUUGCCUUUAAGUUGCUCUGCUUUCUUUUUAUGAAAAGUAGUUGCAUUCGGUAUUAAGUACUGUACUCCAAACUGCACUGUUGUUAUAGGACUCUUGCGUAGGAUUGGGCAGCCUGCAGUUAUGAAGCCACUGAGCCAAGUUUUCAGUCUUCUAUCAAAGCUAUUUUUAUCCAAACUGUAGUUAUGACCAGCCUUAUUUUAAUAGUUCAUUUUAAAUUGAAAUGGUCAGAUACUUGCGUUAUAUGUAUGCGUCGAAUGAUGAACAUUUUACAACAUAGAACAUGUUUUCGUGUAAUUUUAUCUUCUGCUUUUAACAGGAGUAAGUCAUUGGAUGUUUUGUGUAGUAUGUAUUAGCAGCUCUUGCAGUAUGUGUUCUUUUACACCGUUUAUAAAUGUUGUAAUACAUGUUAUGUAAGACACAGGAGCAGCUCAGGCCUCUGGUAAACGCUGGCGUAUACAAUUUCAAAACUGUUCAACCCAGACAAUGUCAACAUACCAAAUUGUUAUUUAAAAUGGACAAAAACACCAUUUACAAUUUGUGCCAGCAGUUACCGCAAAGAUAUGCCUUGCUGUCUCCUUCAAUGUACAUUCCACUGGCAUUUGCUGCUAUUGGUUAACAUGUAGAAGACUGCAUCACAAAAUAAUCAUAGAUGUGUUCACUGGAUCUGAAAUCACUGGCAUAAAAUGGAAACUUUUGAAACUUUUCACCUAUGGAUUGUUUUUGAAGGCCCAACACUUUUAUACAAUCAUUUUAUGUGAAUACAUAGACAACGUCCAAGUGGUUUAAAGGAUCAGCACAUUUUCUAGUUUCAUCUGUACUGAGUGUUUGAAAGUGCACAGUCGCCAGGGCAUUUGUAGCUGGAAUCUAUUCAUAUGCUCAUCACUUCUGUUGUUUUUAAUUUCAUUUUUAAGGUUUAUUUACAUGUAUUAAUGUCAUCUGUAGACAUCACAGCAAUGAUCUCAUAUAUAUAUACUGACUGUAAGCUUUCUGUCAUUGUAUGAUGUGAGGCUUCCAUAAGUAAAAGGUAUUUUAACUUUGCUGUUAAAAUGUUUGUGCUUUUAUUUUUGUACUUCAGAGGACGAUGGACAUUUUAUUUAGAUUUAUCAGUAAGCAACAUGAUAUAGAAUGUAAUAUAACAUGCACAAUAGAUAGG